UUUUCCGCGUAUCCUCAAGCGCGCGCGAUCAGUCCGCAUCCCGAGCGGCGUGAUGGCAGGUUCUGCUUUCGUAUGCGUCAAAAAGUAGCAAGUUUAGGCAAUCACGUGGUUAUUUGUUGUGGUGCGUACGUCACACCGUCAGGACCGCGGCGACGAUGAACGGUCACCACUUUUCCGAGGAAAGGCCAGGUACCUGCAUCACUUUGCAUCGCACUUGAAAACGGAUACUAGAGCUUUGUGGUGGCGAACAGACACCUGCGUCGAAGAUAGUUGUCUUCAAAGUUGCACAACAGUAGCGAGGAGUGUGAGAUCGAUUCGUCGAUGUGCGGUUGUGAAUUGGUGAGCGGAUCAGACACGAUGAAAUGAUGAGGUUGGAUUAGCGUUUGACACAUAGUGCAUUCGCUGCUGAAGGAAGAAAAUGUUUUCUGCAGCGUGUUGGAUUGUGGCUAGUCUGCUGACUGUUGUUGAAGGUCAUAAGUGCGGUUUUCCCGGUCGACCAGCGUACGGUCGCGUGAGCCUCAUCAGGGAGUCGUACAGCGAAAGCACCACCGUCACCUACUCGUGUGAUAACGGCUACAAUCUUCUGGGACAGGCCACAAGGACCUGCCAAAGCAACGGUUCCUGGACUGGAAAGCUACCCGUGUGCGAUAUAAGCCUGGUUGUACAGAGGAUUCCAGAGACAUCUGGUUACUUGUAUGCCUACCCACCAAGCAAUGCUCUGGAUGGGAGCAAGAGCACCUGUUUCUACACCACCCAUCAACAGCCGCGGUGGUGGAGGAUAGACCUCGGAGAAGCCUACCACGUCUUAUCAGUAGCUAUCAGUGUUCCACAUGUCAAUACAAGGCAAGAGCUAACAGUAUCAGUAGUAAGCCACGAAGGAAGCAAAGCCGUUUUCAGCAGAUGUGCCUCCUUCAGCGGCAAAUUUUCAACCCAGACUGUAGUACUGAUGUGUGACGAAGGCAAAGGCCUCGUUGGCCAGUACGUCGACAUUGCAGACAAACGGAUUGAUGUAGACUACUUCAGCCUGUGCGAAGUUGAAAUAUUUGUUCGUAGAGAAAAAUACCCAUGUGGAGACCCUGAUCGGCCACCCAAGUCCUACACAGUGCCACUGUCACCCCAUGAAAUGCAGUACAGAUGCAUCGCUGGUUUUAAGUUGAGUGGAUCUUCCAGGAGAUCAUGCUUGCCAUCGGGCCAGUGGUCAGGAAGUACGCCAGAAUGCCUUGAGGUUGCCUGUCCAGCAUUAGCCCCACUGGAGAAUGGCCACGUGGCCACCGACGGCGCGAUCAACGGACGGCUGGUUCAGGGCAGCAAGCUGGUGUAUCACUGCGACCCAGGCUUCCUCCUGGAAGGUAAUGAGACCCGCGUGUGCCAAGAAGAUGCACGCUGGGGGGGUUACCAGCCCUAUUGCACCCCCGUGAAAUGCGACAUUCCAAAUGUAGAAGUAGACGGAGGGGUGUACACUUUGCUCAACGUCUCCACCACUUAUGGGAGUCUAGCUGAACUCAACUGCCACCUUGGGUACGAGAAGGUGGGCACUUCGCAUACGAUUGUGUGCCAAGAAGAUGGGCUAUGGAGCAAGCCCGAAUCUUCCUGCAUGUUAACACACAUUCAGCAGAAUCUAGAACACACUCAGGUAGAUGCAAAUGAAACCAACCCAGCCCUCACAGGGAUGGUGGCUGGAAUAAUAGCUAUAGCCUUUCUGUUUUUCCUCUCAAUGUGCAUCCUGCUCCUGUUGAAAAAAAACAAAUACUUUUCGAGGCAGAAGAAAACACCCCUGAAAGAUCGCGAAGGGACACCAAACAGCAACGGAGUUUCCUACACUGAGAGCAGCGGUACCAUCUAUCAGAACGAAGACUUCUACAUGGAAAUCCCCCUCAAACCUCCAACAAAUGGCACCGUCACAAAUGGCUCUACAAACGGCAUUUUGCAGCCACUCAACAACAACGUCAAUAAGGAGAAGGACAAGCCGAAUAGGAGGAAGAGCUCCACGCCGAGCGGUAGAAGCCUCGGCCCUUUACCGGAGAACAUAUACGAAGAAAUUUCCACGGGCGCUCGCAAGGCAACUGCUCCCAAUGGGGAUGUUAACCACAGUGCUUCUAACGCUGCAGAAGGUGAAUGCAACAGCCCAGAUGCAGAGUCAGCUCUCGAGUCCCCAGCUGUAUACGCGCAAGUAGACUUUGAACAAAAAAGGCGCUCAAGGCUUGGCAAAGAGAAGUGCAGCGACCCGGUUCGAGCAACUGCAGGAAGUCCAAUCAAGUUACGUGACCUCCCGCCAAUCCCUCCGCCCGAAGAUGAGGAACGCGGAGCGGGUGUGGCAAUGUCGCUCGUCGGUGCCGUUGCACCUCUCUCCUCGCUUGCACCUCACGUAGUGGAAGGCAACAGCGUCUAUGUCGGACAUCCUCUUGUGGCGGACGUUGACGACAACAGUAGCACAAUACCAAACGGGACUCAACAAAUCACAUGACAACAGGGACUCGCUCUCAUCACAGAGAGUUACAUGACAGAGGUCCGCGUCAUAACAAAGAGGACCUUCAGCAGGUUCAGGAGAUAAACGGCUUCUGCAGUCUUCAGGAUUAAUGACAAUUCACGCGUUUCAUAACAGAGAGCUGGUGUUAUGAACGAAGGCAUUCCGUAGAAGGACAUCACUUUGAGUAUACAGCUGCAGCGCUAACGAUAAAAAAAUUGACAUGAUCGCAUGAAUAUUACAAGUCCUUGUAACUUUGCGUUGCAAAGUACAUGCAUAACGCAGAAAGAAAACGUGUAGCUGCAAUCCGUGCUACGUACCUGCGAGAGGAAUCGGAGCUGAUUCACAACUACUACACACGAACAAAUUAGCAAGAUUACUAUGGGAUGUGUGCUGCAUAUAGGGUUGCCACCUUUCGUAGUGAAAAAUACCAGCUGAGGGAGAGGAGGUGGAAUAGAGGGAAAGGAGGAAAUGUUCACAGGAAAGGGAAAGUGGGUGAGGGGUGGAGAGUAUACAGAGAGAGAGAAAGAAGGAAUCAGCGUACUCGCUCAAGACAACAAUGAUAAUAAUAAUGAAUAGCUAAGAAAACGACUGGUGACUACGGAGUUGGGUCUGUGCUCCAGAUUUAUUCAAGCUGUAGUGGAAUGUUGAAAGGAAAACCCUGUAAAAGCCCCUAUGAGAGGUGUUGAGCCACAAAUACUGGCAAGAGGCUGCCGGUAUCACCUUCCUACCGGCAACCGGCAGAGCGGGCACAUAACCGGCUGUGCCGGUAUAAUACCGGCCUGGUGGCAACCCUAGCUGCAUAGGGUGCUGGACAAUACCACCGGUGGCAUAGCUGGGGGAGGGGAGACCGAAACCGCACCUUUGGUAGGGCUUUCGGGAAACGGAAACGAGGGAAAAAUCCUCCUUUCCCAUGUAAAGCUCCCACAAAACCCCUCCCGAAAUAUUUUUCUGGCUAUGCCAUACCACACUUUCGACCCGUCACUUUUGUGCUCAUAGAUAUACAGGGGCUGGUGAGAUGCAGCAAAAGCAGUUGUAGUUUCGUGCGAAAGCAAACAUCAACUCGAUGUUGUUAGCAGCUUGAUUUAAUCGAUGGAGACAUCACACGAGCCAUGCUUCCAUGACUGUCCGUCCCGUCUAUGUAUCCGUUCCCUUUCAAAAUAUAAUAUCUGCUGUGACUCACAGAAUGUGUUAUUUGACUUUGCCAGUUUUUCUGUAUGAAAUGUGUAACAUGCAAAACUGUGCAACAAACAGGAACAAAAGAAGCAUAUCUAACUUGUCGUGUUAGGCCAUGUCAGUUUAUGCUGUAGAGGGUUAGACAUAAGCAGAAGUACCAUUAAAGGUCUAGUCGUGGGAUGUUGUGAUCAAGCCCUUUUUGGUAGAAGACUUCCUCUGUUGAGCGCGUCUGAUAUAUGUGUACAGUUAAAGAACUUAUUUUGAUUACAGAGGAGUUAAUAGUGCUGGAACACCCAAAGAGUCUUAGUCCCUUCAUACGUUAUGUACAGAGUGUACAUAGAUUUUACAGUGUAUUUAUUUGUACAGGUAUACUCUACUGUGCAUGUGUCAAAUGAUAUAAGGUAUUAUGACUGACGUGAGUACUGUGAAACAGAAUAAAUGGUUCUUUUACAAAACAGUGAUGUACUCGCUUUUGUGUGAUGGGAAUAGUGCCAGGUCCCAAACUUUGCUUCCAUGUGUGUGGCUACAUGGGGCGUUGAAAAGUGGAAGCAAGGAGAUUUGGCAAGGCACCUGGUAUUCUUUCUUUCAUCGUC
Ornithodoros turicata is the source of this 4233-nucleotide messenger RNA. Its product is annotated as sushi, von Willebrand factor type A, EGF and pentraxin domain-containing protein 1-like. The transcript has 12 exons. Bases 419 to 2464 code for a protein of 681 amino acids. The record is from RefSeq and is a predicted model, not a curated record. Lineage: Eukaryota; Metazoa; Arthropoda; Arachnida; Ixodida; Argasidae.